Messenger RNA from Closterium sp. NIES-65, 12288 nucleotides. The record is from the annotation of a GenBank genome assembly. Lineage: Eukaryota; Viridiplantae; Streptophyta; Zygnematophyceae; Desmidiales; Closteriaceae.
AUGCUAAUUUUUUCCCCCCCCUUCCUCGCCUUUUACGCGCCCCGUCCUUCCCGCCUUCCUCUCCCUCCCCAUUUUUUCUCCCUUUCCCCUUCAUCUCCCCCCAUCCUCUCCCUCCCCCUUUCCUCUCCCUCCCCAUUUCCUCUUCCUUCACCCUCCCUUCCUCCCUCCCUCCCUCCUCCCUGUCUCCCUCCCCCACUCCCUCCCUCCCUCUCCCUCCCUCCCUCCCUCCCUCCCUCCCUCCCUCCCUCCCUCCCUCCCUCCCUCCCUCCCUCCCUCCCUCCCUCCCUCCCUCCCUCCCUCCCUCCCUCCCUCCCUCCCACCCUCCCUCUUUCCCCCACUCCCUCCCUCCCUCCUUCCCUGUCUCCCCCUUCCCUUUCUCCCCGUCUCCUCUUACCUCUUGCCUCCUCCUCCCAGCACCGCCCGCCAACCGGCAUCGAAGUGCUCUUUGCACUCCGGCCCCCCUCUGCUGCUGCUCCCUCCUCUGCCGCCCCCUCCUCGGAUUCUCCGUCCUCUGCUGCUGCUCCUUGCUCGGCGGUUCCUUCCCCUGACGCUGCUCCCUCCACUGCCGUUGACAAGGGCUCGUUACAAGCACCUUCAGCUACACCCUCCGCUCUCCCUGCUAAGACCUGGAUACAAGCACCGUCUGGUGCUCCCUCCUCUGUUCCCACUAAGCCCUCGUUACAGGCACCCUCCACUGCACCUUCCACAGCCACCCUCACAACUGCCCCCCCUGCUGCAGCCUCCACAGCCCCUCUCAAGAGCGUGUGCAAAGAACCCUCCGCUCCUCCCCCCCCCCCUCCCCUCUUGAAACGCCCGGUAAGGGACCCAUUAUCUACUACCACCACCACAUCCUCUGGCAAGACUGGUUGCUCCUCCGCCGCUGCUGUCACAGCCCCUCACAAGAGCGCAGCGGCAGCAGCCCCCUCUCCUGCCCCCACUGCGCAAUGCAAGACCUCGUUACAAGAACCCUUUGCUGCUGCUCCCUCCGCUGCCCCUGCUAAGAGUGCAUCAGGCACCCCACUUGGUCUUUCCACUGCUGCUCCGAAGUCCUUGUUUGGGAAAGCCCCUGCUGCUCCCGCCCAGGCCCCAAUAAAGCAUUCAUUAAAAGCACACCUAGCUGCUCCCGCCACUGCUUCUGCAAAGUAUGCUUCAGAAGGCUGGAGGUCGGGAGCGGGCAAUGCAGGUGUGGGGAGGGGUGGUGGUGGGAGGGAGGCGGAGGAAGGUCCGUGGAGAGAGGGCGGCAGACUUGGAAAGGGCGCAGAAAGAGAAGGGAGUGGUGGGCACGUGAAGAGCGGUGGGCUUGUGAGGAAUGCUGGGGUUGUGAGGAGUGGGAGCAAGGAAGGUAGAGGGUAUGGGAAUUGUGUGAAGGCUGAUGGCAGGGUAGGGGCAGGGAGAGGUGGAGUGGACGGUGCAGAUGUAGGGAGGGGUGGAGUGAACGGUGCAGAUGUAGGGAGUGCAGGAAAGGUAGACCGGGGAGUGGCGAGAGCUGAUGGUGAGGGGGUAAGAGUGGGGGGUGAGUGGAGAGAGGGGGGCCAGCAGGUGAAGAGUGUGUGGGGCGUGGGGAAGGGGAAGGAAUCAAAGGCUGGUGGCAAGACAGGUGCUGGGUCAGUUGCAGGGAGUGUGGGGAAGCAAGGCACUGGAGUGGGAAUCGGUGGUGGUAAUGGUGGCAACGGGGGUCGAUUGGAGGGGAAGAGACAACAAGAGGGUGCUUGGCUGGCGAAGGGUGCUGGUGGGGCUUCAGGAAAGGUGAAGGGUGUGGGCCCGCCUGCGCAUGCUGUGAGAGUUGGAGGUGUAAGAAAGGAAAAUGUGGGGACAAGUGCAGUUCUCAGGGGGAUGGGCGGUGGUGGUGGCGAGCAGAGAAGAGAAGGAGAUGCGGUUACAGGAAGCAAAGGGGCACCAGUCACAGGAAAGGUGUUGGGAGGGAAGGGGGUUGGAGUGAGGGAACACGGAGUGAGGGAAUACGGAGGGGCGAAGAUGGCACCAACAACCUUAGGCUUCAAACUGGGAGGCAGAAAAUUGGGAGGGAGCAAGAUGGGAGGGAGCAAAGAAGGGAUGAGGAUAGGAGCAGCAAGGGAGAUUGGUGCAAAGAGAAUUUGUGAAAGCAAGGUGGGAGAAAAGAAGGGUUACUCGAGACUGGUUAAAGUUGGAGCGUUGAGGGCAAGAGCAUUGGAGGGAAAGCGUGAGAAGGGGAGAGAUGCGGAGAGGGACAGAUGGAGGGAUGACUGGAGUGAGAAGAGGAGAGAGGAUGGGAGUGAGGAGAGGAGAGAGGAUGAGAGUGAGAAUAGGAGGGAAGAUGAGAGUGCAAAGAGUUUAGAUGAUGAGAGCGAAAAGUGGAGAGGGAAUGAGAGUGGGAAGAGGAUAGAUGACGAGAGUGAAAAGAGGAGAGAGAAUAUGAGUGAGAAGAGGAGAGAGAAUAAGAGUGAGAAGAGGAGAGAGGAUGAGAGUGAGAAGAGGAGAGAGGAUAAUAGUGAGAAGAGGAGAGAUUAUGAGAGUGAAAAGACAAGAGAGGAUGAGAGUGAGAAGGGGAGAGAGGAUGAGAGUGAGAAGGGGAGAGAGAAUAAGAGUGAGAAGAGGAGAGAGGAUGAGAGUGAGAAGUGGAAAGAGGAUGAGAGUGAGAAAAGGAGAGAGGAUGGGAGUGAGAAAAGGAGAGAGGAUGAGAGUGGGAAAAGGAGGGAGGAUGAGAGCAAGGAAGUGAGGGAUGGCAGGAAAGGGGAAGAGUGGGAUGCUGAUACUGAGGCCAGCAGGGAUGCGGAGAGGGAAGGUGGUUUUGAUGCUGGGCAGCGUUUGUUGGGAACGAAUUGGGGUACUGGAGAGGAGGGAUGGGGGAUAGAUGAGGGGGACUGGAAUGAGGAGGAGGAGGGGAAAGAGGAGGACAAGCAGGAGAAGGGGGAGGAUCAAGAAGAGGAGGAGGAGGAGGAAGAGGAAGAGGAGGAAAAGGCUGAGAAGCAGGGGCAAGGAGAGAAAGCGAAGGAAGAGGAGGGCAGGGAGCAGGGAAGAAGGGAAGGGAGUUCGGAGGUAGAAGUCGGAAGUGAGAUGUGUGAUGGAGUCAGUGGGGGCUUUGGAGAAGCUAGGCGGAUAUUCAGUGGUGUUGAGGAUGAGGGUGACCAUGCUGUGAGCCUGAGAGUUAGUGCAGCUGCUCACAGUGCCGCUACCCUCGCUCCUCCUCUCCCUGCUGAAGUGCCAAUGGUGAGAGCGGAUGUUGCAAGAGAAGGGGACAAUGUUGAGGCUGUGGGAUUGACAGCUGAAGAUAGUGAUUCAGGAGUCUGGAUGAUGCUUGAUGAAGUGAGGGAGGGAGUUUUUAGGAAGGACGAGGAGGGAGGGGGGAAGGAAGAGAAGAAGGGAGUGAUAGAGGAACAGGCAAAGGGAGAAGUAGAGAAAGGGGAGGAGAUACGGGAAGAGGAAGUGGAGAAGGCGAGGGGAGAAGCAGAGGAGAGAAGGGAAGAGCAAGAGGAGAGAAGGAAAGAGCUAGAGGAGAGGAGAAUGGAAGAGCAAGAGGAGAGGAGACGGGACGAGCAAGAAGAGAGGAGAAGGGAAGAGGAGAAGAGAAUGGAGGAGCAAGAGCAGGAGAGGAGGGAAAAGGAGAAGCAAAGGGAAGCGGAAGAGGAAGAUGAGAAAAGAAGGGACGAGGGAGAGGAUACACGAAUAGAAGAGGUAGAGGAAGAUGAGAAAAGGAGGAAGGAGGGAGAGGAGGAAGGAAGAAAAGAGGGAGAGGAGAAACGAAGGGAAAAGGAAGAGCAGCAAAGGUGGGGAGAGGGAGAGGAGAGCAGCGAUGAGGAGGAGGAGGAGGAGCAGCGAUGGCAGCCCCUGGCGAAUGGGCGAAAGGCAGAGCCAAGCAGUGUUGGAGGGGGGGCUGUGGUGCAACACACCCAGGAGAUCGGCGGCAGCUUUCGACCUGUCAGGAGGCAAGUGCUGCGCUGUGCCAUGCAACAGGAUUACGUGCAGGAUGGCAUGCAGGAUGGCAGGCAUGAUGGCAUGCAGAUACAGUAUGACAUGGAUGAGGAGGAUGCUGCGUGGCUGACGGCCUACAACAGCAGACUCACCCAUGCCUAUGCCCAUGCGCAUGCGCAUGAGCGUACAAGAGCUGGGAAAGAGCAGUCAGGGAGUGGGAGUGAUGAGGCGUGUGCGAAGCUAAGUCUGUCAGAGGAGGCGUUUGAGGCGUGCAUGGCCUCUCUGGACUUGCACCCUUCUGCCGCUGGUCACUAUGCUGCUCCUUCUGCUGCUGCUGCUGCUGCUGCUGAUGGUGAUGGUGCUGCUGCGGCUGCGGCUGCUGCUGUUGCUGUUGCUGUUGAUGAUGAUGACGAUGAUGGUGUUUCUGGUGAUGUGGAUGCUGCCUGUGCACGUGCUGCUGGGGGGGUGGUCCACGCUGAUGGUUCUGAUCUCGAUAACAUGCCAGGAGGCUUGAGCGCAGCAAGGAAGGAGGGCGGGGUAGGAGCGCCACAGGGGCCAAAGACCAAGCGGCAUGAUGCCGAGGCACUGCGAUGCGAUGUGUGCUUCCAGCCGGGGGAGACGCCCUACAACCCUUUCCUCUGCUGCUCCCUCUGCGCCACAGCUGUCCACCAACUCUGCUACGGUGCUGUGGGCCUCCCCCCCCUCUGGGCUGCGCGCUCCCUCCUCCCCCCCUCCCUGCACGCCCCCCCCCUGCCGCCCCUGCUCCCACUGGCUAGCGACGGGAAGGCAGAGGGAGAAGGGCCGGGCAGGGAGACAGUCCAGAGCGGGCAUGGUGGUGAUGGCGGUGCUGCUGGUGCCACUGCUGGUGAUGGCGGUGCUGCUGGACAGGGCGUGCAGCUGAGCAAGCAGGCAGCAGCGAGGCGGUUCAAGUGGCGCUGUGUGCCGUGCCAUCUCUACGCCCGAGCAUGCAGCAGCGGCGGCGGCGCUGCUGCUGCAAACACCUGCUCCCAGCCGCCUCCCCUCACCUGUGCAUUAUGCCGAACCACAGGAGGAGGGGCGUUCAAGCCGUGCGUGGACGGGCCACUGCCAGCCGAUGCCGAGAGGCAGGUGGAGGGAGGAGAGCGUGGGGAACGUGGGGAAUGUGUGGGGAGGGCAGAGGAGCAAUUGACGGGGGAGGAGGGGCGUUUCGUAAAAUCAGAGGGGCGUGUGGGAGGAGCAGGGACCAGAGGGGAAGCUGGUGGGGAGCCAGGUGACGGCAGCAGCUGCCAAGAAGUUGGCAGAGGAAUGAAAGGAGACGGUGAGAUGAAGGCAGUGGGUGCUGCUGGUCCUGUCACGCUGAAAGAGGGGCGCAGUGGGAUGAAGGAGGGAGUUGAGCACAGCGUGCUGCAGAGGGAGCGUGGCAGCGGUGGGAGGGAUGUGGCAGGGGAAGUGAAGGGAACGUGCAGCGCAAGUGGUAGCAGUGGAGGUCGAGGGAAGGGUGAUCCGGGCAGGGGUCAUGAUGACAAGGCCAUGUGUCGACAAGUCCGGGACAUGUGUGAUGAGGGCAACGCGAGGCAUCAAGGGGACAUGGACAUGCCUCUUGCAUCAAGAGACGUACCACUUGUGUCGAAGCGCAUGCCAGCUGCAUCAAAAGACAUGCCAGCAGCGUUGAGGCACCUGCGCUGGGUGCAUGUUACAUGCGCUCUCUUCGACUGCCAUGUGUACUUCGGCAGUGCUGAGUCGCUCCAACCCAUCAUGGGUGUGGCAGCUGCUGCAAAGAAGAGGGCGGAGCGCAGGCAGCAUUCACUAGCAGCACCAGCAGCAGCAGCAGCAGCAGCAGCAGCAGCAGCAGCAGCAGCAGCAGCAGCAGCAGCAGCAGUGGAGUGCUGUACCUGGUGUCAUGAGCCCGACGGUCCUCUCGACCUGCUGCCCUGCGCCUACCCUCUCUGCCCCACCCGAUUUCACGUGCGAGAGACCGACCUGUACCAGCGCCAAGUGAUGGCCUUGUGUGCCGCUCACGCUGCAGCUGUGCAGGGGGGUGAGGAGACAGCAGCCACUCCCUCAGGUGCUCAUGCCACACAUGGCACUGCCACACGUGGGGCUGCCAUGCAUGAGAACACAGCAGGGGUUGCUGACCAUGUGGCAGCAGCGUCUUUAGAUGAAGGCUUUGGUGGGGCUCAGGUGGAGAGGGAGCAGAGGCACGCAGACGGAGAGACGGGUCACGUGGGGGCAGUGAAAGCGGCUGUUGAUGAGGUGCCUCCAGGGUGGGAGUCUGGAUUUUUGGGGGAGCAUCUGGGGGCUGCCCGAAUGCAGCAGCUAGAGGCAGCUCAGCUCACACCAUCGACUCCCCUCCAUGAGAAGGUCUCUCCUUCCUCCAACCUCCCCAGUCCUUGUGAUGCUGCUGCCGCCCCUGCUUCUGCCACCGCUGCUGCUGCCUCUGUUGCUGCCACUGCUGCUGCUACUGCCACCGUUGAUGGUGAUGGUGGUCGAGCUGGUCAUGAUGAUGGUGGAGACGAUGGGGCGAGUGCUGAUGGCGCAAGAGACCCAUGGGAGAUGCAGCAGGUGCAGGAGACAGAGGAACACGAUGAGCAGAAGAGGGAGAGUGGUGAGAGGAGAGCAGGAGUGGUCACAGCAGUGUGCGAUGAGAGGAAAAGAAGGAAUGGUGAGAGGAAGGGAGAGAGUGCUGGGAUGAAGAAGCAGCAUAUUGCAGCGAAGGAGUGGCAGACAGGUGCUGGUGGUCAUGCGGGUAUGGGUGUGCGGUAUAGGGACGAAGGGAGGGUUGGGAGUGAGGUGAGAGGGGGGGCAUUGGUGGGAGCUGAUGGGGGUGUGGAGGGAGGUGUGGAAGGAGGUGUGGAGAGAGGUGGGAGGCAGAAGAGGUUGCAGGAGGUGAUGUGGGGAGAAGGGGGCGGUGAGGAGGUGGUUGAAAACGGUGGCAAGGUGGUUGGAAACGGUGGCAAGGUGGUUGAGAACGGUGGCAAGGUGGUUGGGGGAGGGCGUGUGAAGCGAGGGAGGAGGCAAGUCGAGGAGGAAGAGGAGGAGGGAGAAGAGGAGCAGGAGGAGGGAGUGGAGGAAGAAGAAGAGGAGAGAGAGGAGGAGGAGGAGGAUGAGGAGGAAGAAGAGGAGGAAGAGGAGGAGGAUAGGCGGGGUGGGAGAGACAUUGAUUUUGAAGAGGAGAUAGGGGUGGGUCUGCUGAGCAGGGGUGGGGGAAGGCGAGCAGGGGAACGGGAGAAAGAGAGGACGAGCAGGGUUAUGGAGCGAGGGAGAGGCAGGCAAGGGAGAGGAAGAGGUAGGGGAGACGGAGGGAGGGUCGGUGACUGGUUGGCAGAUGUGCCAUGCAGUGAGGAGGAAGAAUCAGAAGGGAGGGGGAUGAGAAGAGGAGUGAGUGUGGGGAGGGGGGGGGAGGAGGAGGAGGAGGAGGAGGAGGAGGAGGAGGAGGAGGAGGAGGAGGAGGAGGAGGAGGAGGAGGAGGAGGAGGAGGAGGAGGAGGAGGAGAAGGAGGAGGAGGAGGAGGAGGUGUGUGUGCGAUUUCAAUUUAGUAGUGAGUGUGGGGGCACAGAGGAGGAGGGGCAGGAGGGCAGUGCCGGGGAGAUGGGAAGAUUUGCAUUGGAGGGUAACUGGGUGCAUGUGGUGGUGAAAGGGGAGAAGGCGGAGCGAUUGAGGUUGCAAGAGAUAGUGCAUGUGUGUGUGGUGAGCAGGGAUGGGUUGAAUGCGGUGAACAGUGAGAGUGUGGAAUUCGGGAUGGAGGAUCAGGAGAGAGUGGGAACAGAUGGUGUUAAGUGGGAAGGAGAGGGGGAGCAAGAGGAGGAGGAGGAGGAGGAGGAGGAGGAGGAGGAGGAGGAGGAGGAGGAGGAGGAGGAGGAGGAGGAGGAGGAGGAGGAGGAGGAGGUGGUGGGAGGGGAGGAGGAGGAAGGCACACUGGGGGGUUUACGAGAGGAGGGAGUGGGAGGGGUGGCAGAAGGUGAGGAAGGUGAGGAAGAGGAGGAGCAGUGGAAGCAGGAGCUGUGGAGUGAGUUGGAUAGGAUGGUGGCGGAAGUUCAGGAUGUGGGUGCGGACCACAUGGGUGGUGACCACGUGGGUGAUGACCACGUGGGUGGUCUUGCAAGGGACAUGCAAGCGCAAGCAAGUGGUAUGGAAGAGACGGAGGGACACGUGGGGAGAGGUGAAGGCAGUGACAGGGAGAGAGCAGACGGCAAGGUGGGAGGUGUGGCAUGGGGCCAUGUGCAUGGCAUGGCAACAGGGGACUCACAUGCGCUGGGUAACACGCAUGAAACCCCUCAUGUGGACACGCAUGGGGGGUUGCAGGUAGGGUAUGGGGGGCUCGUGGGGUAUGAGGGGUUGAGGGCGGAGGGGGAGGGGGGCGGGGUGGGAGAGGAGGAGCAGUGUGAAGCAGAAUGGCGCACAGAGCGAGUUCGAGAGGGUGGAAAGGAGCUGGCUAGGGGGUUAGUGAGUGUGGAUGGGAGUGUGGGAGGUGAGGGUGGAAGCACGGCAGCUGCAGGCAGGGACACAGGGCCCUCUGCUCCCUGUGACUGGGGCGGAGAUGACGGGGAUGGUGAUGGUGGGGGUGGUAUACACGAGGCUAUGGGCGAGGAGGUGUGUGGUGCGGGGCAGGUGUCUUGGAGGGGCGAGGAGGAGCAGGCGGGUGGCAUGUGGGGGGAUGGGAACCUGGGGCAGGGCUCUUGUGGAGCAGAUGGGGGAGAGGAGGGUGGAGGGGGAGGAGAGAGGGGAGGAGGAGGGGAUGAUGGAGUUUGUGAGGGAGGAGAUGGUGGGGAUGGUGGGGAUGAAGGGUGGUGGAGCCGAAUGUUUCCUGAUUCUCCCUUAGCACCCAAUGAACAGCCUCACUCUCACCAGCAGCCACCCUGCCUCGAGCUGCACGACAGUGGAAUGAAUCUUGGCUCAAUCCAUCCUCCUUCACAGCUACCCCUUGAUGCCCCUCAUGCUCUCUCUCCCCCUGAUCUUCCUGCCGUCCCUUCCCCUCAUGCACAGGCAACCAUGUCCCCUCCUAUAUCCUCUUCCUCUCCCAUGCCUUCUUCCCCUUCCAUACCGCCUCCCCAUUCCGUAACCCUAUUCGCUGCUGCACCCGCUGCUACUGCUGCAGCCGCCAUGCCAUCUCCCUCCCACGCCACCCCCAACGUUCCCCCAUCUUCCGCCCAGACAACGCCUUUCAUCAUGCCCUCUCCCUCCCACACAGCCCUGCCUAUUCCUCCAUCUCCGUCCCCAGCGCCUUGCUCCCUCCUGCCUCACACCCCACACUCACAUACUGCUGCGGCCCUCCCUCCGCCUCCUCCUCCUCCUCUUGUGCCCCAUGCCCCGCCUGUGCCUGCUGUACUAAGUGCGGGUGGGACUGGUGGGGGCGGGACUGGUGGGGGUGGGACUGGUGGGGGUGGGACUGGUGUGUUAGGGACUCGGACAGACGGCCAAAGGGAGGAAGGCAAGGAUGGAGAGGAGCAGGUGGUGUCUGGGACCAGGCCAAGCGCCCCUGCUGUGAUUGGUGGGGGUGGGGCUGAGGCAGAGGGGCAAGGGAAGGAGGAUUGGGGAGAUGGGGGGUUGGGGGGGGAUGCUGGAGAAGGGAUGGGUGGAAGGGAGGGGUGGGGUGCAGGGGAGGUGGGUGGGAGGUGGGGCAAGCGGCAGAGGGUGGAGGUGGGUAAUGCAUCAGCAGCAAAGCUGAACACCCUAAGCUUUCGGAGGAGGGAAGAGCAAGGGACGAAUUCAGGAAGGAUGGUGGCUGGGGAAGGGACCGCGGGAGGAGCAACAGAGAGAGGAGAGAGAGGGGAGGAAGUAGGAACCGAUAAUGGCGGGAAGAGGGAGGAGAGACCAGGAGGGAGAGGAGAAUGUGAAGGAGCGAGAGGCACACCUGUUCUGCAGAGGAUGGGGGGAGAGAGGGACGAAAGAGGUGGUGGUGAUGUGAGGAGAGCACGUGAGGAGAAGGGAGGGAGGGGUGUGGAAGGGGAGAGGAGUUUUGAGGGUUCUCGAAACUCAGGAGGGGAAAGGAGUUGGAGUAAGGUGGAGGGAGGUAGGACUAGGGGCGCGAGAAGGGUUGGCAGCAGCGAAAGGGGAAGCGGUGAGCGGAGAGUGUGGAGAGGUAAUGUGCCAGGUGGGGGCAGUAGGGAAAGGGCUCCUGGAAGCAGGUUGAGGGGAGGGGAGGGGCAUAGGACGAGGGGAGGAGGGGGAGCGAAUGCAGGACGUGAAGUCGGGUCACUUGGGAAGAGGGGGCGAGACGAGAGUGCGGGUGGGGGGAAACGAAGUGAUUGGCGGGAGAGGCGUGGAGAUGGGUGGGAGCGGAGUGGAGAUGGGCGGCAAGAGAGGAGUGGAGAUGGGCGGGAGAGGAGUGGAGAUGGGCGGGAGAGGAGUGGUGAUGGGUUAUGGAAGGAGAUUGCAAAGGAAGGAAAGGAGGAAAGAAUACAGCCAGACAUGGGGCAAGGCAUGGGGUACGAGGGGAAGGGCACAUUGCGUGUAAAGGGUGGUGAAGAAGCAAAAAUGAGUGAGGAUAAUGUGGGGGCAAGUGGAGCAGAAAAGUUGGAGGUCAAGGGACACGUGGGUCACAAGGAAAGGGAUGACAGGAACAGGGGAGCUAGAAGGGAAGACGACAGUGGAAGAGAGGUGAGAAUGGACGCAGAAGGAAGGGGGUUGAGAAGGGACGAUGAGAGAGCAAGGGGAUUGAGAAGGGACCAUGAGAGAGAAAGGGGAGUGAGAAGGGACGACGUAGGGAAGGGUGUUCAGGCUGAGGGGAUGGCGGGGAAACAGCGGGAACGAGAAGGACAGGGUAGAGGUCGAGAAGAGAGGCAGAGGGAUAUCGAUAGGAGAGCUGGUGGAAGGAAGGAUAGAUUUUGGAACAAGCGGAAGCACUCGAAUGAUUGGGACAGAGGCAGGGUGGUUGAGAGGAGGAGAGAGAGCAAAGAUGGUGGGGCAAGAGAGAGGGACGGGCGGGGUCGAGGCAUCAUGAAGGAGGGGGAAAGUGGGCUGGGGAGAGAUGGAAUGCGUAAAGACAGGGAAGCUGGAAGAAACAUGGUGAGGGAUGAUGAGAGGAUGGGAGGAAGGGGAGAUGGGAGGGUGAGGGAAAGGGAGGAUGGCGAGGGAUUGAAGAGAGGGAGCGAAGGGAGCAGGGAGAACAAGCAGUGGCAUGGUAAGGAUGGAAGGCGAUCGGAGCGGGAGGGUGACUUGGCAAGAGAAAAAGGGAUCACACUCAAUAAGGGAAGAGAGGAUGCAAGGCAUGGAUCGAACAUCCAGCAGGGUGAGAGGAGCUGGAUGCAUGAAAAGAAGGGCUUUAAUGCUCGUGAUGGGGGUUUGAAUGUGAGGGAGAAGGUGGGGGCGAACACAGGAGGAGGGACAGCAGGUGCGGUGGACCAGGAGAGUGUGAGGCGGCGUGGCGAGGGCGAGAGGAGUAACAGCUGUGGGAGUGGUGCGGAACGGAAGCUGACAUUCCGACGGCAAGAAGGGGGGGUGCAUGAAAGAAAGACCGACGAGAGCCAGCAGAGCAAGCAGGAAGGGCGUGUGCACGAGUCGAGAAGAGAGGAAGAGGGGAAGAAAGUGGGAGUGGGUGGGCAGGAGGGUGGUGGAGGUCGUAGAGGGGGUGUGGGGGAGGAGAGCAGCAUGAAGCAGCAUGGGUCUAGGAAGGAUGAAUACACCCAUCAAGUCAAGAACGCUCUUGAGGAGCAUGGCUCUGGCCUGGAGUGCUCCCCACUGGAUGGCUCUGGCAUGGAGUGCUCCCCACAGGAUGGCUCUGGCAUGGAGUGCUCCCCACAGGAUGGCUCUGGCCUGGAGCGCCCCCCAAGGGAUGGCUCUGGCCUGGAGCGCUCCCCAAGGGAUGGCUCUGGCCUGGAGCGCUCCCCAAGGGAUGGCUCUGGCCUGGAGCGCUCCCCAAGGGAUGGCUCUGGCCUGGAGCGCUCCCCAAGGGAUGGCUCUGGCCUGGAGCGCUCUCCAAGGGAUGGCUCUGGCCUGGAACGUUCCCCAAGGGAUGGCUCUGGCCUGGAGCGCUCCCCAAGGGAUGGCUCUGGCCUGGAGCGUUCCCCAAAGGAUGGCUCUGGCCUGGAGUGCUCCCCAAGGGAUGGCUCUGGCCUGGAGCGCUCUCCAAGGGAUGGCUCUGGCCUGGAGCGCUCCCCAAGGGAUGGCUCUGGCCUGGAGCGCUCCCCAAGGGAUUUCUCUGGCCUGGAGCACUCCCCAAGGGAUGGCUCUGGCCUGGAGCGCUCCCCAAGGGAUGGCUCUGGCCUGGAGCGCUCUCCAAGGGAUGGCUCUGGCCUGGAGCGCUCCCCAAGGGAUGGCUCUGGCCUUGAGCGCUUUCCAAGGGAUGGCUCUGGGCUGGAGCGCUCCCUAAGGGAUGGCUCUGGCCUGGGGCGCUCCCCAAGGGAUGGCUCUGGGCUGGGGCGUUCCCGAAGGGAUGGCUCUGGCCUGGAGCGCUCCCCAAGGGAUGGCUCUGGCAUGGUGUGA